GCAAUCCACGUUGGAUGUUUCUCCUCAAUCCGGCAAGAAUUUUUCAAUUUUUAGGUAGAAUCCCCUUCAGAAUGGAACGUAUAAUUGCGAAUAAUCGUCUCGCUGAAGCCACAAUCAAAUCUUUGGAGCAUGAGGUUGAAGCAGUGAAAAAUGAAUUAAUUGCUCGCAAAUUCAAGGAGAUUCAAGCCGAAAAUGAAGCUUUACGAGAAGAAAUUGAAAAAGCAAAAGCCCAACUUAUCAGUUUAGAAGUCGCUAAUGGCAAACGUCAAAUCCCGCUGCCCGGAGAAUCCGCUGUGAGUUGUUCAAGUGUGCCAACAUCUGCUCCUCCGAAGGUUGCGAAGCAAGAAAAACCUCAAAAAACGGAGGAAAAACAAGAAAAAGUUGAAAAAUCAGACAAACCUCAAAAAGAAAAGAAAGCAAAGCCCGCUAAACAACCAGCAGCUCCCGCGGAAGAAGCUCCCAUCGACAUCCGUCGCUUAGAUUUGCGUGUUGGCAAAAUUGUCGAAUGUCAAAAGCAUCCCGAUGCCGACGGAUUGUACUUGGAAAAGAUCGACGUUGGCGAAGCAGCGCCUCGAACUGUCAUUUCAGGUCUCGUGAAAUUCGUUCCGUUGGAAGAAAUGCAAAAUCGCAUGGUUGUCGUUCUUUGCAACCUGAAACCCGUGAAGAUGCGCGGCGUGUUAUCUGAAGGAAUGGUAAUGUGCGCAUCGACACCCGAAAAAGUUGAAGUUUUAGCUCCGCCAGCUGGAUCUGUGCCCGGCGAUUUGAUUCAUUGCGAAGGUUUUCCGCGAGAACCUGAUGCGCAAAUGAAUCCGAAAAAGAAGAUUUUUGAAACGGUAGCUCCGGAUCUCUUGACGAAUGGGAAUUUGGAGGCUUGUUAUAAGGGAGCGAAGUUGCAAGUUCCUGAAAAGGGAGCAAUUGUUGCACAAACACUCAAGAAUGUUCAUGUAAAAUGAGUUUUUUCUUUAUUUAUUUUUUUUUUCGAUUUUUGUUUGCAGAAAUGUGAAAUUAAUUAUAUUAUUAAAGCAACAUGAAACAAGCAAUGAGUGUUAAUUUUUUUUUGUUCCUUUGAAAUAAAU
Molecule: messenger RNA, 1076 nt
Organism: Culicoides brevitarsis
Lineage: Eukaryota; Metazoa; Arthropoda; Insecta; Diptera; Ceratopogonidae
Gene: AIMP1
Product: aminoacyl tRNA synthase complex-interacting multifunctional protein 1
Exons: 2
Coding region: 15-953 (312 amino acids)
Molecular function (GO): tRNA binding
Source: RefSeq, a predicted model, not a curated record